Messenger RNA from Gordionus sp. m RMFG-2023, 7605 nucleotides. RefSeq names its product protein sidekick-like. The record is from RefSeq and is a predicted model, not a curated record. Gene Ontology annotation, molecular function: protein binding. The transcript has 36 exons. Gene Ontology annotation, biological process: cell-cell adhesion. Bases 10 to 7197 code for a protein of 2395 amino acids. NCBI's taxonomy places the organism in Eukaryota, Metazoa, Nematomorpha, Gordioida, Chordodea, Parachordodidae.
UAUUAUGGAAUGGAAGAUGAAGAAAUAUUAAUCAGUUUUCCAUGUCUCAAGUUAAAAAUUGGUUUGAUCAUAGGUAAUCCACCUAAAAAUGUUCAAAUUUACGCCGGAAAUGAUAAUCUGGUCAUCGAAGGGAAUACUAAAGUACUUAUGUGCGACUCAGAAUUCUCGGAUACUAACAUGAAUGUGCAAUGGAUCAAAAAUGGUAAUUAUUUUAACGAAUCAGUCCUAUCGAACAAUCAAAUAGAGGAAAAGUUUUUCAGGAUAAAUAGCGCGCACGUUUCUGACGGGGGUGUAUACCAAUGCUUGAUGAGGAACGAUUAUGGCGCGGCAUUAAGUUUACCCCUAGAAUUAAAAAUAGGUUAUUUAGGAAAUUUUAGCCACACUGGAUUAUUGCGAUCACGCGUCCUACCUAAAUCCGUUAAACCCGAUGCCUUUACAUCGACGUAUGAAUAUAUUGAAAAAAUAAACGGUAAAAAUAUACUGGAUAUGGGGUUCGAUUAUCAAGACGACCUGAGCUCGAAACACGAAUUUUCAGAGGAUUCAUAUGUUAUAAUAAGGUCACCUUUGAUAGAGAGCGUUCCAGAAAUAGAAUACAUUUGGUACAAAGAUGACAAAGCAAUAACACCCUUAAGCAAUCUUGACCCAAUAGCGACAAACAAUUACAUUCAGCUGGAAUACGAAAAUAGUCCCUUAUCUUAUUCGUUACUAAUAAUUAAUCCCUUAUCGAAAAUGAGUCAAGGCAAUUACUUUUGUAAAGCCACAAAUCCAAUUAUAGGCAUAUCUCGGAAAAGCCGCCUUUUCUCGAUAUACGUUAAAGACAGCGAAUAUUCAGAUAAUACGAUUCCACAGGUUAUAAUCCCGCCUAAUAAUCAAAUGCUUCGAAUGGGAGAGCCCAAAUCCAAUUUUCAAUGUGUACCAUAUAUCAAAUCUACCGCAGAUGAUAUAAAAAUUCGCUGGUAUCACAAUGGGUAUCCCAUUUUAUCCAAUUCCCAUUAUAUCGUCUCCACGAGUGGCAUAUUUAUGACAAUCCUAAACGCCGUAAUUUCUGACUCCGGAAAUAUAUCUUGUCAAAUAACAUUUGGAGAUGGUCGCCGCGAAAUUUCGCAAUCAAGUCAACUAAAAAUAAUUGAGAAGCCCAUUGUCUUAGGUAAAACUUUUCGCCAAAUCGAUAUUAACUACGACGCUAAUUUUAGUCUUUCAUGUGAGGUUGAUCUUAGAAGGUCUUCACCUGUAAUUUCAUGGUUUCAUAACGGUAAACCACUCAAGUCGUCAAAAUAUAUACAUAUCCUGGAUAAAGAUCUAGUCAUAAAAAAUUUCCAAUUUAUUAAUGAUGGUUUGUAUCAAUGCUUCGCCGAAAAUUACGCCGACGCAACGUCGCAAAACUUUUGGGCCCGAGUUAGCGAUUAUCCACCUAUACUUUUAAGUAGACUUCAGAAUUCAAGCUCUGUUCUGUCCACAAAUAUAUCGCUUAAUUGUUCCUUCAUUAGCAGGCCGAGGGCUAAAAUAAUUUGGAUUGAAAAUGGUAAAAUUAUUUUAGAAGAAAAAUCUGUCAUUGUUUAUACGAUACCUAAUGGUGGACUCCCAUAUACAAAUGUAUCUUGCUUGAUUGCGAAUUAUUUAGGAUCAGUCAAAUCCACAGCCAUAAUUAAAUUAAUAGCAAAAACCAAAAUCAUCCGUUCAGAUAGAAAAAUACUCAAAGUGAUCAUAGGCGAAGGUGUUUCUAUACCAUGUCUAAUCCAACACGACUCAUCUAUUCCCAUCUAUAUCGAAUGGUUCAAAUCGAAUACCCGAUUAGUAAAAGCUAAUAUUUUCCAAAAUAAUUUAUCGAACAUGCAAAAAUUUGACACCACAUCUACGCGUUACAAUUUGAGAUACGGAGAGAAUGAUUAUUCACUUAAUUUUAUUAACUCGCGUAAUACGGAUAAAGGGGUAUAUUCUUGCAAGGUCUCUUCGUCGGCCGGGGAUGACGAGCGGAACAUCUCGUUAGAAAUCAUGGAGUUGCCCUUUCCCCCGCUUGAUGUAAGGGCAACCCUGGUCAAACCAAUUAAGGAUGGUAAAAUUAAAAUAAAUUGGAUAUCCAACUUUGACGGUAACAGUCCAAUAUCGCAUUAUAUAAUUCAAUACAAAAGACCUCGCCUUAAAGAAUGUUGCUGGUUGUACCAUUCUAAAUUUUUGAGCAACUCUUCAGAAUUAACGAUACAAGAUCUGCCAUCUGAUUCUGCAUAUAUUUUUAGAUUAAAAGCUUUAAACGAAAUUGGCGAAGGGGCUUGGAGUUCACCCAGUAACAAUAUUACGGUUCCAAUCGCAGAACCCGAUAUAAUACCAAAAAAUAUACACGGCGCGUCAUCCGGGUCUAAUUGGAUUUACAUAUCAUGGCAGAUUUCUACAGAAGAACUACUAAAGGAUCGGAUUUUAGGUUAUAUCAUAAACUACAAACUCGCUGGAUUUAAAAAUGACCACUCCUGGUUGCAAGAAAAUUUAGCUAGAAGCUCUGUAACUAGCUUUAACCUAACAAAUUUAAUUCCCUGGAAAGAGUAUGAGAUAAAAUUAGCUGUGUAUAACAAGGCGGGAACCGGUAUUCCAGCGGAACCAAUUAAAGUUUGGACCAAUCAAGGAGUGCCCGAAAUCGCCCCAGUUAUAGAAAAAGUCGUCGUGUUAAAUUCUACUGCUUGCAGUGUAUCCUGGAUCUCUCCAGAUCCACAAUUAAUUAACGGGAUUAUCGUGGGCUAUAAAUUUCGUUUUUAUGAAGGCGUGAAUUUGGGGACAGCAUUUAGGACAGUGACACACGUGAUUACAAAUGUGAAAGACAGUCGAUCCGCUUAUUUUUCUAGCCUUCAAACAUUGGCCAUUGGCGGACUUCAAAAAUAUUCCUUUUAUCAUAUCGAUAUGAAUUGUUUUACCGAGACUGGUGACGGGCCUUAUUCACCGCUCCCAAUAAAAUUUCGCACAUUUCAAGACGUGCCAUCAAAAGUUCGCAAAAUAUCUAUCACAAAUAUAAUGACGUCAUCUGCCACCUUAAGCUGGUUAAAUCCCAUGCGCAUUAAUGGGAUAUUAAAAGGUUAUAAUAUCCAAUAUUAUCCGAGAAAUCACAAUAAUUCCUCACAACAUGAAAUAAAGGAAAUAUUCGUCGACGCUGAAACGGAAACCUUAAAAUUAUCGGAUUUAUUAUAUUCGAUCGAAUAUAUUGUAAACAUAUCGGCAUCCACCGAAGUAGGGAGGGGACCUGUUCAAUCUAUAAUUUUCGUUUCCGGAUUUAGACCCACCAUUCCCGGCCAACCAAAAAUAUUAAAUGUCCAGAAUAAUUCGACCAGGGCCAACAUAUCCUUGGAAUUCGGUUCUGACGGUAAUAGCAAAUUGUUAUCCCUCGUAAUAAUGGCCAAAUACAAAUACGAUGAUAGCUAUAUACAAAAUUUAAGUUGGUUCAAAAUAGAUGAGAUAUUCAUGGACAACAACAAAAUGACUAACGAGAAUAUUAAUAUAACCAUAUCUUUGAAUCCUAACACAUACUACCAGUUGGCCGUGAAAGUAAAAAAUAUGAUAGGCGAAAGUGAUAUUAGUCAACCUUCUAACAUGUUUAAGACCGGAUUAUACUAUCCGACCGUAUCUCCAAAAAUUAUAGGUAAUAGAUGUUAUCGUAAUCGAACGUGCAUCGUUGUGUGGAUUCCCUUAAAGUAUUCAGAAUGGAAUGGACCACCCUAUGCUUACGAUAUAAACAUUUAUAAUACCAUUGGAAAAGCCAACAACACGUAUUCUGUAGAAAAUUAUCUCGCGACAUACUAUAAAUUCACCGAUCUAAUGCCUUUCACAAAGUAUACUGUAAUCAUCGUGUCCCGUAAUACCCACUAUAAGCAUGAUAACGGCUCGCGAAUCAUUCUCAACACUUUUCCUCAUAAACCCUUAGCCAUACCUAAAAUAGUCUCAAUUAAUUCAACAACUACCACUGCAAUGAUAUACUUUGAAAAAAAUUGGGAGAAUUCUUAUGAUCUAAUUGAUUAUCUCUCGGUCAAAAUACUUCUGAAUUCAAAUAUUUACCUUGAAAAGAUAUACGCUAUUAAUACACUCAAUCAAUCUUAUAUCUUGAUUUUGGGACUCGAACCAUUAAACUCUUACUCUAAUAUCUUGACUUAUAGGAAUAUGAUGGGAUUAGGAAUACCGAGUGUUCCUUCUUAUUUUAAAAUGGACAAAUCAACUCCCUUGCUACCUCAAUACAUGCAGUUUAAAUUAAUUAACAAUCGAUUUUUAUUAAAUUGGGCGCCACCUUCGCACUCAGUACUCGACGAUUUAAUAUAUCAAAUAUCUUAUAAACUCAACACCAGCAAGCAUUGGACUAAUACCGUAUAUACGGAGAAGCCGAAUGUUACUCAAUUAAUGAUAUCGUCAAUAUCGCCGAAUCUAAUAUACGAUUUCAGAAUUCGGGCUCAGAAUGAAAAAGGAUGGGGUGAUUUUUUGACAACGCAAGCUUUUAUACCGAUUAAUAAUACUAAUAUGUUUGAACCAAUAGGAGAAGAAAAUUGUACGUUUAAAGUCAUUUCUUACAAAAGUGAUGCUAGGAUGGUUACGGUCACUUGGAAGGAUCCAUAUCAAAAUACUCCAUUUCCGACUAGAUAUUAUUUUUUAACUUAUCAGAAAAUGGGGAGAGAUUACGAAUUCAAUCGUCCAAAAAAUAUCGAGUGGAGCGACGCGAAUAAUCUUAUUAUAUCUGCCAAAGAAUUCUAUCAUUUAAUAAAAAAUUUGGAUCCUUCCAGUACCUACCUGUUUAAAAUGAAAGCCGCGAAUGAUAUAAAUGAAAUAUGGUUGAAAAAUGGCAAAAAUAAUGAUGAUUUCAUCUUAACUUACAGAUCGCCAGAUUUAGCUCCAUCUCGAUCUGCCACGAUAUUAGAUAUUAAGAUUAUAGAAAAACAAAACGUGAAAAUAAACUGGAAGCCUAUACCUGCCAGCACUUGGAACUCAAAAUUUAUUUAUUACUCUAUUCUUUUUGCCAAAAUAACCGACCACACAUAUUUGACCGAUGUUGAUUUAAUUACGAUGGAACACAAAUAUAAGGAGGGAUUGAAAGCGUUCAAAAAUAUUAACGUACAAGAGAAUCCUAAAAAUGAAUACGUAAUCCGUAACCUGAUUCAAGAGUAUGGUACUGGUGUUUACUCAUUUCACGCUGUGGCAUAUAAUAAUAUCGGUUACUCGAAUAUAUCCAACCCGAUUUUAAUGUUUUUAGGCGAAACACCAUCAUCCAUGCCUCCCGUUCCUAAAGUAAUCACAAAAAAUUCAACAUUAUUAGUACUUGAGCCAUAUUAUGACAAUUUGAAUGGAUCCUAUUGGCUUACAAUCUAUUCGUUAAAAUUAAGGUUCCGUGAAGCCGAAAAAGACGUAUAUCAGUAUUUAGACGUUUACUGUUCGACUUGUUUGGGUGUUGAACAAUUUCAUGAAACCAAAUCGAUAACGAUCACGAAUCUAAAACCAUUUACUACAUAUUUUAUUGAUAUCUCUUAUCAAAAUUUGAAUGGAGUUGGCGCUUAUUCAUAUCCCGGUAUUAGGAUCACUACUUCUGAAACUAAGUCUAGUCAGCCCUCAAAUAUCAGACUUAAAGAUAUUACCAUGAGUAGUGUUAGAUUAUUAUGGGAUCCUCCGAAGGCACCCAAUGGAAAAAUUCUGCGAUACAAAAUCGAAUAUAUAUCUAACAAUUUUAAAGUAGAAAAAAUUAUUGAUAUACAUAAGCCACGUUCUGUUGUUAUUAACGGAUUGAUACCGUAUGCCGAGUUCAAUUUUGGUAUAGCGGCUGAAAAUAGUGUAGGUUUAGGCAUAUUCGGUUACACCAAGAUUUAUAUUGGUCCACAGCAAAAUUCCCCACAAACUCCAUUGAAAGUCGACUUGUACCAUAAUUCAGGCGAAAAACAUUUAACUCUGACAUGGUCCUUAUCAAACUUGGAAUAUGACAUACCUAUAGAAGGAUAUUAUGUGGAAGCUUUUACACAAACGGAUGAUAAUAUAACUACAUGGCAAAAUAUGUUUACAAUUCACGAAAACGAUACUACCUAUUUUCAAAUACCUAUCCAGAGUUUAGCGAUUGGAAGAAAUUAUUCGUUCAGGAUGAUCAGUUUCAAUUCCCAUGGAGUCAGUAAUUAUUCCCGAUCGACUCAUUGGAUGAAUAUUACUCCACAAAUGAUAAGAGAAAUAAAGAAUAAAUCAAUUUUCUACAACAAGUCCUGGUUUUUGAUCAUCAUCGCUCUCUGUUCAUCCAUAGUCAUUGUGUUAUUAGUAUCCUAUUUGUGUUGUAAAAGCAAAGAUAUAGAAUUUCAAAAAAAAGUUGUUAACGACCAUAAUGGAUUGGGACUAGGAGUAAAUUCGAUCCUAAAUUUGACAUCGGACCAUAUUGACCCCCGACAUGGUCAAGAAUCAUAUCUAGGAAAGCCUGCCGAUAUAAAUGAUAAUAGUGACUAUCAGAUAAGGAGUCAAAUCAAUAGGAUUCAAGGCAACACAGUAUCGUCCAAUAGAUCGCGUCGAAAUAUCAAUGGCAGUAAACGAGGGAAAAAAUCUCUGAAUGAUAAAUCACAUAAUUAUUCAGAUUAUAAUGUAAACGAAUUGCACAACAUAGAAGGAGUAAUAUACCCGAUAGAAUAUGACAAUAGCGAUACUCAGAGAUCUACUCUGCAAAAACCAAUUUACAGUCAAAAUUUUGGUAAAAAGGUAUCUGAGAAUUCUAAAUUAGGAACUUUUUCAAGAAAUGAUAACCCUUCAAGGAAACAAGGUGUCGAUAAUUAUGGUUACGGAAUAGAUUACAAUACUUUGAGUUCCGCGAUGUCUAUUAAUGAAAAACCAUUGGACAUUCAAUCCUACACUCUACAGAAAAAUCAAUACGAGUUUCAACAGGAUCUCAAUAACGAUAGCGACAUACAAUCCUCAUUAGUUAGUCACUAUACAACGUCUCAUUACAACAGAGAAAAUAUGGUUUUAAACCGGGAUCAAACCACCCACUCUAAGAAGAGUAAACGUCAUCCUAAGCCAAUUCAAAAUACGCUUUCUAAAGAAUCUCGUAAUCCUUACGGUAGCGUAACGGAUUCCAUUUCCACAUUUGCGUCUCCUCAAAAAUUCAAAAAUGACAUUUCGAAUCAGGCGAGAUUUGGAAAAAAGAAUUCUAAUAAGUUCGAUUUAAUGGUUCCAGGUACCAGAGCUCCUCUUCCCCCCAUGAAUUCAUUUAUAUGACACUCCGAAAAUAUAUAUAAUUACAGGAUUUUUUUCCACUAGCAUGCGUUGUUUAACUAUUUAUAAAAAAAAUGCUCAAAUGAAUAAUACAAAUUUUACAAAAUCUUUAAAUAUAUUAUAAUACACUAUAAUAAUUCUGUAUCAUAUGUUUUAUUUGACACCUAAUUAUUUUGAUAUUUUUCAAAAGUAUUAAAACUAACUUUUUAUGUAUAAAUUAUUUAACUAGUAUCUAGUACGCCGCUCGACAUAACUAUUAUAAAUUUAUUAUUUAAUGCAAUAAGAGCGAAUAUUGAAUUUACCAAUAAUUAUAUAUAUAAUAACAUGUAUAUACAAGAACUAACACUAUAUUAAAUAUUAUAUAUAUAUAUGUAAAUAUAGCCAUGCAUAUUUAUAAAGAUUGGAAGUUAA